Dioszegia hungarica is the source of this 2013-nucleotide messenger RNA. RefSeq names its product putative DNA helicase. Gene Ontology annotation, molecular function: 5'-3' DNA helicase activity; RNA binding. NCBI's taxonomy places the organism in Eukaryota, Fungi, Basidiomycota, Tremellomycetes, Tremellales, Bulleribasidiaceae. Bases 1 to 2013 code for a protein of 670 amino acids. The record is from RefSeq and is a predicted model, not a curated record. The transcript has 2 exons.
AUGCCGCCUUCGCCCUCGUUAGAGGCGUUAGAGGGGUUCAUCAAGCGGCAGCAGCACCUGCUCAAGCUGGAGAGAGAGGCAGAGGAGGUGCAGACUCGACUGCUCAACAGCAAAUGCAGCCCAAAGUUGCUGGAAAAGAAGGGAUUGGCGCUGGGCAGCUUGGGCGUUUCCGGAAUCAGCAUUGGUCUCGGGGGUAAAACGUUGGUAGAGCUAUGCCGACCCAUCGCGUACAAUGUGGACGUCCUGCUUCCCCCGCACACGUUUCGCCAAGGCGAUCCGGUCCGGAUAGAAGGUGUCGGCAAGGCGGAUCAAGGCGUCGACGGGACGGUCUACCGGGUCACGACCGAGCGCAUCAUCGUGGCGACCGAAGGCCAGGCGGAGCUCGUGGAGCGGUUGCGUCUGGUCAAACUCGCCAACUCGGCGACGUAUGACCGGAUGGACAAGACCAUGGUCGGCCUCGGCAAGCUGCUCGAGGUUGCGCCGCCGCAUGUCGAGGUUUUGCUGGGAAAGAAGAAGCCAGAAUUCGAGGAGGCGUACAUGAAGGAAUGGUUUACGGAUCUGAACGAUAGUCAGAAGGGUGCCAUCACCCAUUGCUUGAGUGCCACCGAGGUAGCGGCUAUUCAUGGACCCCCCGGAACAGGUGAGUCACUCUCCAGCCGAGCUGAUAUAGGCAAAACCCAUACCCUCGUCGAGCUCAUUUACCAACUCCUUUCCGCCGAACCUCACCACAAAAUCCUUAUUUCCACCCCUUCCAACCUCGCCCUCGACAACAUCCUUGCCCGCCUGUGGCAGCUCUCCGCCGACCCUCCCUACUCCAGACUCCUCCCCCGAUCCUGCAUCGUCCGUCUCGGCCACCCCACCCGUGUCCAGGCCGACCUUAUCCCCGCCACGCUAGACUACCAAGCCAAACACGGUGACGACGGGACACUGAUCCAGGACAUCUCCAACGAGAUCAAUUCGCACCUCUCGGAGCUGGCCAAGCGCCGAGGGGAACGCGGGGCGGUCAAAGGCAAGGACAGGGGGAAGCGCUGGGAAGAAGUCAAAGAGCUCCGCCGGGAAUACCGCCAACGCGAAGGCAAGGUCGUCUCGAAUGUCAUUGACCGCGCCAGGGUUGUGCUCGCCACCUGCCAUUCGGCCGGAGCGCGCCAACUCAACGACGUCACGUUUGACGUGUGCAUCAUUGACGAGGCGACCCAAGCCAUCGAGGCGGUCUGCUGGGUCCCUAUCCUCAAGUCCAAAAAACUCGUCAUUGCCGGAGACCCCAAACAACUCCCUCCAACCAUCAUGUCCAAAGCCGACGCGGUCAAGGCUUCCCCCUUCCUCCACAAGUCCCUCGAGACCACCCUCUUUGACCGGAUCGAAACCAUGCACCCGAAAAUCAAGCGCGUCUUGACCACCCAAUAUCGGAUGCACAAGGAUAUCGCCACCUUCCCCUCGGAAACUCUCUACGAGUCGGAGCUUAUCUCGGACCCGUCCGUCGCGGAGCGCACUCUAGCCGACCUGGUCGGGGAUGGGACGAGCGACGAUCCGGAUCUGACCGCCACCGUCAUUUUUUACGAUACCAACACGUGCCGGAUGCACGAUAUGGUCGAGGAGGGAGAGUCCACGUCCAAUCCUCAGGAGGCGGAGAUUGUCGUCAAGUGGGCAAAGAACCUCGUCGAGCUCGGAAUAGAGCCAAAAGACAUUGCUAUUGUCACACCGUACCAGGCGCAAGUUGCGGAAAUCAGGGGGAAACUCAACUUUCCAGAAAUGAUGAUCGGGUCGGUGGACGGGUUGCAGGGACAAGAGAGGGAAGCGGUCAUUCUGAGUCUGGUUAGGUCCAAUACCAAGGGGGAGGUCGGGUUCCUGAGCGAGUACAGGCGGUUGAAUGUCGCUAUGACGCGGGCGAAACGGCAGUUAUGUGUCGUGGGGGAUUCAUCGACCGUCAGGAAGGGGAGUGCGUAUCUGGAAGCGUGGAUAAAGUACCUGGAGGACGGGCCGGGAGAGGUGCGCUUUGCGGGGGAUAUGUCAUAG